This is a messenger RNA of Lymnaea stagnalis (great pond snail), 4134 nucleotides long. The record is from the annotation of a GenBank genome assembly. NCBI's taxonomy places the organism in Eukaryota, Metazoa, Mollusca, Gastropoda, Lymnaeidae.
UGACGCUUUAAAUGACGGUCUUAUCAAAGUGCCUGACUUACUUUCAUUCUUACUUUCAUUUUGUAUUUAAAAAAUUGGAAAUCCCUUUUUUUUUAAUAAUAAGACUUUAUAUAUAGGGUCUAAAUAUUGCUAAGCUGAACAUAUCCAGAAAGGGAAACAUUUGGUGUAAUCUCUAACACAAUGAAACUUGUCCUGUGUCUAACCUUGUGUUUCUUGGUGGCAGGUAAGUGCCAGCUGUCUGUUGUAUGUCAGAUAAGCGUCAAGUGUUGGGUGACGGUCUGAUAAUGUCAGGGGAGCGAGUGGGUGGAAGGUGAGUCGCAGAUCAUUGGCAGGUGAGUGGGAGUUGGGUGCAGGUGAGUGGCAGGUGAGUAGCAGGUGAGUGGAAGGUGAGUAGCAGGUGAGUGGCAGGUGAGUAGCAUUGGGUGUCAGGCUUAGUGUCAGGCGAGUAAUAUGUGAAUUUUAGGUGUCAUGUGAAUGUCAGGUGAGUAGCAGGUGAGUGGAAGGUGAAGCAGAUGAGUGGCAGGUGAGUAGCAGUGGGUGUCAGGCUUAGUGUAAGGCGAGUAAUAGGUGAAUUUUAGGUGUCAUGUGAAUGUCAGGUGAGUGUCAGUAGGUGUGGUGAUUGGCAGGUGAGUUUAUGUGAGGGUCAGGUAAAUUUCAGAUGAAUCAGUAUGAGGGGUGUGCUUGCAGGUGAAUUGCAGGUGAGAGAAAUGUAAGUGUCAGCUGAGCGACAAAUGAGUUUCAAGUCAGUUUCAGAUGAGUGACAGAUGAAUGGCCGGUUGGUUGCAGGUGAGUAGCAGGUGAGUGGCAGUUGGGUAGCAGGUGAGUAGCAGGUGAGUAGCAGGUGAGUGGCAGGUGAGUGUCAGUUGAGUGGCAGUUGAGUGGCAGUUGAGUGGCAGGUGAGGAGCAGAUGAGUGGCAGGUGAGUGGCAGCUUAGUGGCAGUUUAGUGGCAGGUGAGUGGCAGGUGAGUGGAAGGUGAGUGGCAGCUGAGUGGCAGGUGAGUGGCAUUUGAGUAGCAGUUGAGUAGCAGGUGAGUGAGUGGCAGGUGAGUGGCAGGUGAGUAGCAGGUGAGUGGCAGGUGAGUGGCAGGUUGGUGGGAGAAGAGUUGCAUGUGCUUAACAUUUUGUUGUAGAAAGGUAAUGUAAUAAAUAAACCAAAUUCUUAAAGUACAUACAAGUGAUCUUUCCUUGACCCGUGACAUAGACUGUAAUACUAAAAAUAUCAUCGUAGGAAAUGUCAUUUAUUACGAGUAUUUGUCCUAUUGACAUCUGUAAUUGCGUCAGAAAUGUUUGAUCUUAUGUUUCCAUACCAGGUGUGUCCCCACUUCUGCUCAACUGCAAUCCCAACUGUGGGAUAACAUGUCCGUCUGGAGAAAUCUGCAAGUUUAAUGGGUGUGGCUUCAGCUGUCAAUCUCUAUGUAAGUGGUGACGUCAUGAAGGGAUUGAUAGCCAGACGAUGUCUUUGUGAUUUUAUCAACCAAACUUUGCAGGCAUAGAUAUCAUUUUUUUUACUUACAUGAAAGAAUCUUUAUUGAUAUAAACAUUAUUUGCUAUGAAUUUCAGUUUACAGCAGUGGUUCUCAAAAUAAACUCAUAAAAAUAACUCAUUAAUUUAUGGGGUUAGACCAGUUAAGGAAAGAUUAUUUUUAUCUCGGUCUCAAGAGAUCGUCUUGAUAGGUUUUGAUGAGUGUCCUAUGUAAUCAUGGGCGUAAUCAUUUAUAAUUGGACUUAUAUGACAAAUAAAUGAGACAUUUAUAACUAAACAAAUAAAAUUAUAACAUCUAUAAACUAAUCUUAUGUGACAAAUAAAAUCAUAUAUCUAUAACUAUAACUUAUGUGACAAAUAAAAGUAUAUAUCUAGAACUAUAACUUAUGUGGCAAAAAAAAUUAUAUAUCUAUAACUAUAACUUAUGUGACAAAUAAAAUUAUAUAUCUAUAACUAUAGCUUAUGUGACAAAUAAAAUUAUAUAUCUAUAACUAUAACUUAUGUGACAAAUAAAAUUAUAUAUCUAUAACUAUAACUUAUGUGACAAAUAAAAUUAUAUAUCUAUAACUAUAACUUAUGUGACAAAUAAAAUUAUAUAUCUAUAACUAUAACUUAUGUUACAAAUGAAAUUAUAUAUCUAUAACUAUAACUUAUGUGACAAAUAAAAUUAUAUAUCUAUAACUAUAACUUAUGUGACAAAUGAAAUUAUAUAUCUAUAACUAUAACUUAUGUGACAAAUAAAAUUAUAUAUCUAUAACUAUAACUUAUGUGACAAAUAAAAUUAUAUAUCUAUAACUAUAACUUAUGUGACAAAUAAAAUUAUAUAUCUAUAACUAUAACUUAUGUGACAAUUGUGACAAAUAAAAUAAGACGACAGUUAUUUCUCAACUGUUGUGACACAUCGCAUCAUUAAAACAGUUCAGUAUUCUAAUCAUUAUUUCAUUUCUAAUUCCAGUUAUCGGUAAACGUGCCUGUCAAUUUGUCGCCUGUGACCUGUACUGUCCUUUCGGCUUCCAAACGGCCAACGGCUGCACCCUCUGUUCUUGUAAACCCAACCCUCUCAUUGGACUGCUGGGCUAGAUCACACAGUGAGUACACAAUUUCUCAUAACGCGUGUGUUUUAAUGGGAAAUACGUAGUAGGACUACCUGUUAGCUAGGUGCUUAUAAUCUACCUUGACAGGUUUUUGUUUGUGGGUUGUGUAAGGAGUUUGUUAAAUCUGGCGCUGUAUUGAGAGUUUGUUGAGAUAUGUUGGUAUUGACAGUUUGUUAAAUAGGUUGUCUUACGAGUUUGUUGAGAUAGUUUGGUAUUAGAGUUUCUUGAAAAAGGUUGGUAUCGAGAAUUUGUUUACGUACGUGGGAUUGGUAGUUUGUUGAGAUAGUUUGGUAUUGAGAGUUUCUUGAGAUAGUUUGGUAUUGAGAGUUUCUUGAGAUAGUUUGGUAUUAAGAGUUUGUUUAGAUAGUUUUGUUAUGAGAAUUGGUUGGGAUAGUUUGGUUUUGAGUUUUUGUUGAGAUAGUUGGUAUUGAGAGUUUGUUUAGAUAGUUGGUAUUCAGAGUUUGUUUAGAUAGUUUGGUAUUUAGAGUUUUUUUAGAUAGUUUGUUUUUGACAGUUUUUUUAGCUAUUUUGUUAUUGAGAGUUUGUUUAGAUAGUUUGGUAUUUGAGAGCUUGUUAAAUGUGAAUAUUAUUGAGAUUUUAUUCUGAUUAGUGUUUUGUUAUGAGUGAUCAGUUUGCUUGUGGUUUCGUUGUCAUUUGUCUUAGAAGUCACUAACACUGUUCCUAUUUGCUUGUGUGAAAGAACAACAGCUACAUUGUCACGCUCAAACAGUUUGGUAAAAUGGCCCAAGAGUUAGUCACUUUAUUAUUUGUUUCAAUUCUAAAAACUACAUGUUUAUCUAUUGGAAUAUUUUUUUUUAUUUUAUUCCUAAAUAUGAUUAAAAAAUUAUGUUAAUUUUAAUUUGUUUGAUAACUGAGUAGAAAUUAAUUUAAAUGCUUUUCAUCUUAUAUUCCUUUUCAGGAGAAUUUUUUUUUGUAGAGUUUCGAAUAUAAUGAAAUGAAUGGAUAUAGAGAAAUGAAUGCGUACAAAGCAAUGAAUGGAUACAAAACAAUGAAUGGAUGUCCCAAAUCUGCGUGUAAAACUGUGCGUCCUAUCAGUCAUCUUUUGACGAAUAGAAUAUUUUAAUAAACAGCAUUACAAGACGAGAAAUGAAUAAAAACUAAGUCACACCAAUGUUAUUUGUUGUCUUUGUUUCACUUUUUAUGUAUCAGUUACAAUUCGUAAUUAACCGCAUCACAGUUUAUACCUGGCAGCUGAGCACCUCACAUGAGACUGUGACCAGACGAACGAACAUCAUUAAACACUGGAGUAGAAGAGAUGUGAAUACCUGGCAGUUGAGCACCUCACAUGAGACUGUGACCAAACGAACCCACAUCAUUAAAUUCUGGACUAGAAGAGAUGCGAAUACCUGGUCUACAGUUGUGAAUACUUAUGUCAAUAAAUAGUAAAGAUGGGUCUGAAAUGAUAUCUUUAGAUAAAUUACUAAUAACAUGUAAGUGAUGUCUAAAUAUAAUUCAAUGUCAACCGAUUACAAAAGCAAUCGAAGUGUGUUUUAAUAAGUUGUGUAAUGAGUUUUGCGCAUAUCUACCAUAUCUCCGC